Messenger RNA from Petromyzon marinus (sea lamprey), 1126 nucleotides. NCBI's taxonomy places the organism in Eukaryota, Metazoa, Chordata, Hyperoartia, Petromyzontiformes, Petromyzontidae. The record is from RefSeq and is a predicted model, not a curated record.
AUCACGACGUUUCAAUCGCAACACAAGCAGUCAUCAAGAUUAUUAUUUUUUCUACCUACGUGACUUUACCGAAAGAACCAUAGAAUAUGCGUAUGAACUCUUACGUGUGAUAUUUGAAUUAGAGACGUGGACACCGACUUAAAAUGCAACAAAGAUGAAAAGUGUGGAGAGAUGCAGGCUUGGAAUGACACAGAGACAAUUUGCGGAAACACGUCAAAUCAACGAACAAACACAAAUCAGAAAUGCCUUGUUGACUGUUGAGCACAACGCGUCAUCAUGGCCAAGUCGGCGCAGCAUUGUGGGGUCAGCUCGGGGUCACCUGGCGAUGAAGAGUGGCCCAUUUUGCCCUGGCUCUUCCAGCAGACUUGCGAGCCAGAUGAUGAUUGAGGACCAAAUGACGUCGCAUUACAACCGCAUCUCUUCAGCCAAAGCGGCUGUCGAUUCGUCUCUGCCCAAGAGCCUACUGACUAGCGUGAAAUACCGGGACCAGCAGCGGCGGGCGUGGCUGCGGAAGGAGGUGCGUCACGCAGAGCAGGAUCUGCGGAGCAACCCGUCGCUGUCUCGCUCGGGCUCCCGGCCGGCCUCCGCUAGCACCACAUCGCCGUCGCGCGCAUGGAGCCCCUCUCCUCCGACGCGGUGCGGCAGUGCCUUGGUGCUGUCGUCGCGCUUGCCGUCGUGUGCGGGGGCGCCGCGCGACGCCGGACGCUCCUCUUCGCCGCCGCCGCCGCUGCACGGACGAGACGCAGCGCGCUGGGCCGACCUGCGGCACCGCGCCGGAUCCCAGCGUGGUGGGGCGGGCGCGUCCCUGCCCGGCUCCCGGCGCGCCCGGUCCCUACUGUCCUGCCCCUCCGCAGGCGCCGCCUCGGCCCCCGAGCGGCCGCACCGCGACGCUCGCGGCCGCGCGCUUGCGGGCGGCGACGUCCUGGAGAAGCACGCCGAGUCGUUCACGACGGCCGAGCGACCGUUCACACCGCGCGUGCUCAGGUCGGACGCGAGCGCCGCGCUGCUGGCCCGCACGCGUCACUACGCGCCGCCCCGACGCCGGGCUCGCCAGCCGCCUGCCGGGAAGACGUUCGUGGAGAGGGACGCGCAGACGGACCCCGACAGGGAUUCCCGCUUGGAUUGA